GUCAAAGAAGAGAAACAAUAAAAAAUAAAAUAAAAGGAAAUUCCAUAUUUCUAAUUGGGAUUUAUGAGUUAUGGUUUCAAAACCUUGAGUGACAAAAGCUAUUACAAUUACUACAAAGAUUACACUAAUAAUACCCAAAUUGACGUUCCAGAGAAGUCGUCAAAUCGGUAAGAAUCAUGGAGGUGGAGCUCAAAGAAUUGCUGAGUGAUCUCCAUUCUCUCAAGAAAUCAAUCUCAGAUCCUUCUCAUCUUGCUCUAAUCGAAAAGAUGCAUUUGCAUGCUGAAAACAUCGCUACUCUUGAGAAGUCGGGAACUAUUCGCCGUUCAAAAGUCAAGGAUAUGAGUGCUGAAGUUGUUGAUAGCAAUCCCUAUAGCAGGCUUAUGGCACUCCAGAGGAUGGGUAUUGUGAAUAACUAUGAAAGAAUAAGAGAGUUCUCAGUUGCCAUUGUUGGCAUAGGUGGUGUUGGCAGUGUUGCUGCUGAGAUGCUGACAAGGUGUGGCAUUGGUCGCCUUUUGUUGUAUGAUUAUGACAAAGUGGAGUUAGCUAAUAUGAAUAGGCUAUUUUUUCGCCCAGAGCAGGUCGGUAUGACAAAGACAGAUGCUGCUGUACAAACUCUUUCAGAGAUAAAUCCUGAUGUUGUGCUUGAGAGCUACACGUUAAAUAUAACAACCGUGGAAGGUUUUGACACAUUUAUGUCAAGUCUUACAAACAAAUCAUUCCGGCCAACUAAGAGUGGUAGUGGGGUUGACCUCGUCUUGAGCUGUGUAGAUAAUUAUGAAGCAAGGAUGGUGGUAAAUCAGGCCUGCAAUGAAUUAAAUCAGACAUGGAUGGAAUCUGGUGUAUCUGAAGAUGCUGUGUCAGGUCACAUACAAUUGCUGAUUCCUGGUGAAACUGCCUGCUUUGCAUGUGUGCCUCCUCUGGUAGUAGCAUCUGGAAUUGAUGAACGAACCCUAAAGCGUGAAGGGGUUUGUGCUGCAUCACUACCUACUACAAUGGGAGUUGUUGCUGGACUUUUAGUUCAAAACACAUUGAAGUACUUGUUGAAGUUCGGACAGGUGUCACGCUAUCUGGGGUACAAUGCUCUCAAAGAUUAUUUUCCAACAAUGGAGAUGAAGCCAAACUCACAAUGUUCAAAUGCUGCUUGUUUGGAACGACAGAAGGAAUACAUUCUUGCAAAGCCUACUAGGGAUGCUGCUGCUAAAGCAAAGGCGGACAUAGAAGCAGUAUCACCUGCAGAAAACCCUGUUCAUGCAGACAAUGAAUGGAACAUAAGCGUUGUAGAUGACGAAGAGGUGGAUGGUUCUGACGUGAAAAAUUCAGGUGUCCUUCCCGAAGGUAUUGUUCAUGAGCUGCCAGUAGCUGACGAUUACCCAAAAGCACCUGUCACAGAGACUGUUGGUCCUGCGGAUGACCUUGAAGAGCUCAGAAGGCAACUUGAAGCCCUUAACGCUGAUUAGACUACUGAAAAUACAAAAAGAGAAAAAUUCUUACUAUAGAGAAAAGUAAAACUUGCUCGAAGUUGCAUGAUGCUCGUGUAAAAUUUCCUUGCUUUGGAGAAAAAUUAUGCUUCCUAAAGUGAGCUCGAACACAUUUGGGAUCUUGGCGGCAUUUUUAAUGCCUAGUGUUCCUAUUCCCAGCAUGUGGGAUGAACUAGUCCUACAUUGCAACAACUUACUGACAGAUUUAAGUUAAUGUUAUAUUACUAAAAGGUUAAUUAAAUAUUGUCACCAUUCAGUUCUAGCAA
Messenger RNA from Solanum lycopersicum (tomato), 1744 nucleotides. RefSeq names its product ubiquitin-like modifier-activating enzyme 5. Gene Ontology annotation, cellular component: cytosol; cytoplasm. NCBI's taxonomy places the organism in Eukaryota, Viridiplantae, Streptophyta, Magnoliopsida, Solanales, Solanaceae. Gene Ontology annotation, biological process: protein ufmylation. The record is from RefSeq and is a predicted model, not a curated record. Gene Ontology annotation, molecular function: UFM1 activating enzyme activity.